AUGUCCAAGACUGGUAUCGAAGUGCAAAAGGAAAAGGAUUUUUCCACAUGGUAUCAACAGGUAUUGACACGCUCUGACAUGCUUGAAUACUAUGAUAUCUCUGGGUGUUACGUUAUUAGGCCAUUAGCAUACAAUAUCUGGCAGGAGAUCGAAAAAUUCUUUGAUGCAGAAAUAAAAAAACUUGGCGUCGAAGAUGCAUAUUUCCCCAUGUUUGUAUCGCAACGAGUACUGGAGAAGGAAAAGGCGCACAUCGAAGGUUUUGCCCCUGAGGUUGCAUGGGUCACCAAAGCUGGCUCUUCCAACUUGGAGGAACCCAUUGCUAUUAGGCCAACGUCAGAGACUGUCAUGUAUCCAUACUUUGCAAAGUGGAUUCGAAGCCAUCGCGAUUUGCCAUUAAAACUCAAUCAGUGGUGUAAUGUUGUUCGAUGGGAAUUCAAAAAUCCUCGCAAGUAUCUUUAUAUUGUUUUGGAAAUUGCAUUUUGCGGAUGCGCACCUUUCCUACGUACACGAGAAUUUCUCUGGCAAGAAGGUCACACAGCCCAUCUUACAAAGGAAGAGGCUGAUGUCGAAGUGCGACAAAUUCUCGAACUCUAUCGUCAAGUGUAUGAAGAUCUUCUUGCAGUGCCAGUAAUCAAAGGCGUUAAAUCUGAAAAAGAAAAAUUUGCUGGAGGCCUUUACACCACCACUAUUGAGGGCUUUAUUCCUACUACCGGUCGUGGAAUCCAAGCGGCCACCUCACAUUGUCUCGGUCAAAAUUUCUCAAAAAUGUUUGAUAUCGUUAUUGAAGACCCCUCGGUCACAGAUGGGACCGCAAAGAAAAUCAAUGUAUGGCAAAACUCAUGGGGAUUGACGACGCGUACGAUUGGUGUUAUGGUAAUGACUCAUGGAGACAACAGAGGAUUAGUGUUGCCACCGCGUGUGGCAAAUUUACAGGUUGUGGUCAUUCCGUGCGGUUUGACUGCAAAAUCUAAAGAGCAAGAUAGAAAGAAAGUUGAAGAUAAAAUCCAGGAAGUUUUGACAGAAUUGAAAGCGGUUGGAAUCAAAGUCAAGGCGGAUUUGAGAGAUAAUUACACUCCGGCAUAUAAAUUUAAUCACUGGGAGUUAAGGGGUACUCCCGUACGCUUGGAGAUAGGUCCUCGAGAUGUAUCCUCAAACCAAGUAAUGGGAAUCCGUCGCGACACUUUCGAGAAAAAACCAAUUCCUUUAUCCGAACUUACUACCCGCGUCCCAGAACUUUUGGAUACUAUCCAACGUGAAAUGUUUGAAAGGGCCAAGAAAACAUACGAUGAGCACGUCAAGAUAGUUUUAAAAUGGGACGAUUUUGUUCCAAUGCUGGAUGCCAAAAACUUUGUACUGAUUCCGUGGUGUGAAACUGGGCAGUGUGAAGAUCAGAUAAAGGAAAACAGUGCAAGAAAAGCGACUCAAGACGAGGCUGAAGAUGAACGUGCGCCAUCUAUGGGAGCAAAAUCUCUGUGUAUUCCGUUUGAUCAACCAAAGAACCCGCCAAUUGUUGCUGGAGAGACAAAAUGCGUGGCAUGUGGCAACGAUGCUAAAAGAUAUUGUUUGUUUGGGAGGAGUUAUUAG
Molecule: messenger RNA, 1584 nt
Organism: Paraglomus brasilianum
Lineage: Eukaryota; Fungi; Glomeromycota; Glomeromycetes; Paraglomerales; Paraglomeraceae
Source: the annotation of a GenBank genome assembly